Rotaria sp. Silwood2 is the source of this 741-nucleotide messenger RNA. NCBI's taxonomy places the organism in Eukaryota, Metazoa, Rotifera, Eurotatoria, Philodinida, Philodinidae. The record is from the annotation of a GenBank genome assembly.
AUGGUUCAACUUUCGUGUGGUGUUCAAUGCACACGCGCAGCAUUAUUUGCAUUAAAUAUCCUAUUUCUUCUUAUUGGUUUUGGUGUAAUGGGUUUCGGCAUAUAUGUUAAAGUCAAUGGAAAUUUUACUGCUAUCGCUGAAAUUUACGAAGUAUCAGAAGCACUUGGAAAAGAAGCAAUGCAAUGGAUUGCAGUAGGCAUGAUCGUUGUUGGUAUAUUAACUGCAUGUUUAGCUGCAUUUGGUUGUUUAGGUGCUGUUUUACAAAAUCGAGGUUUUCUAUACACAUAUUCAGUUUUUUUGUCACUUAUUAUAUUCUUUGAAUUUGCUGCUGUAAUUGUAACAUUAGUAUUUCGUAAUGAUGUAUGGAAAACAUAUGAUUCUGGUUUCAUGGAAGUAUUUGAUCGCGCUUAUAGUCAAAAUCAAACCGACAUUAUUAAAACUAUUGAAAACUUAGAAGGUAAAUUUCAAUGUUGUGGUGUUAAUGGUCCUUCCGAUUAUAGUAAACAUAGUCGUAAACUUCCCCCAUCAUGUUAUUCGAAUGAAUUAAUCAAACCAACUCCUUAUAGUGAGGGUUGUGCUCAAGCUGUUGCUAUUUGGGUAUGGAAUAAAUUACCAAUUAUAGCUGGAGUGUUAGGAACGAUAUUAUUUAUUGAAUUAUUUGGUGUCAUAUCAGCAAUUGUACUUGGUGUAGCCAUAUCUCAUUCAUCCAAUGCAGCAUACUAUAUUAAAUUUGAAAACUAA